Carica papaya (papaya) is the source of this 1145-nucleotide messenger RNA. RefSeq names its product putative S-adenosylmethionine-dependent methyltransferase At5g37990. NCBI's taxonomy places the organism in Eukaryota, Viridiplantae, Streptophyta, Magnoliopsida, Brassicales, Caricaceae. The record is from RefSeq and is a predicted model, not a curated record. Gene Ontology annotation, molecular function: methyltransferase activity.
GAGAGAGAUAUAUAUAUAUAUAUAGAGAGAGAGAGAGAGAUAUGGGAGAAAAUGGGAAGCCAUUGAUACAAUCAUUUGCCAUGAACGGAGGAGACGGCCCCAAUAGCUACACCAAAAACUCUGCUUAUCAGAGAGGAGUAGUUGAUGCUGCUAAAGAGAUGAUUGAUGGAGCCAUCUUAGAGAAACUCGACUUGAAAAGCUUUUGUCUCGGUAAUAUAUUUCGAAUAGCUGAUUUGGGAUGUUCUAUCGGACCUAAUACAUUUAUCGCAGUACAAAAUAUCAUAGAUGCUAUAGAACAAAAAUACAAAGCUGAAAACCAAACCCAUAACCUAAACCUUGAGCUUCAAGUCUUCUUCAACGAUACUGUUGAAAACGACUUCAACACUCUAUUCAAGUCUCUCCCUCCUUCUCGCCAAUACUUUGCAGCCGGAGUGCCAGGUUCUUUUUACGACCACUUGUUUCCGAAAUCGAGCAUCCAUUUAGCUCAUCUCUCUUUUGCAUUGCACUGGCUGUCUGAGUUGCCAAAAGAAGUUGUCGAUACGAAAUCUCCAGCAUGGAACAAAGGUAGCAUUCAAUGCACCGGUUAUGUGAAAGAAGUAGCCGAUGCAUACGCAUCUCAAUUCAAGAAUGAUAUGAGAACAUUUUUAGAUGCUAGAGCUGAUGAAAUUGUUCCCGGAGGAUUCUUAAUAAUUUUAGCGGCAGCUUUACCAGAUGGUGUGCUUAUGUCUCAAACUGUGAUGGGCAUGCAUCAUGAUCUCCUUGCUUCUUGCCUCUACGACAUGGCUAAGCUGGGACUAAUCGAAGAAGACAAAGUGGAUUCGUUCAACCUGUCUUCGUAUUUCCCUCAUGUUAGCGAGUUGAAGGAGUUGAUAGACGAAAAUGAAUAUUUUAAGAACGAGAAAAUGGAGAUUUUGAACAAUCCAUGGAGCUUCGAAUUACAGACUGUCGAAACUGUUUUCUCUCAAAUAAGAGCUGUUAUGGAAGGAAUCAUCAACGACCACUUUGGAAAUAUGAUUAAUAUGGAUAAUUUAUUUGAAAAUUUCUGUCACAAGCUGGCCGAGCAUCGUUUGACAUGCGACCAAAAAUUCUGCAAGAAUACUGAAUUGUUUAUCCUGCUGGAGCGAAAAAAAUUCAAUUGAAAACUA